AUGAAGCGUUCAUCUCUCCUCCUUCUCCUCCUGCUGGCAGAUGCUUCACGGGGAGAACUUCAGAAAAGGGUUAUAAACGGAGAACCCUGUGAAAAAAGUGAAGGUACCCACCACGUGGCUCUGACUGAUACAGAUGAUGAUGGUAAACUUUCGGGUGAAAUUCACUGUGGAGGAUCUCUGAUCAGUGAUCGCUGGGUUCUGACUGCUGCUCACUGUGAAAAGCCGAACAUGAUUGCACUAUUGCAUGAGCAUCCAGAAAAUGAAAAGAGAGAAAUUGGUGAGAUUGAAGAGACUCACAAGUAUGCAGACUGUGAUGGAGAACACGACAUCAUGCUGCUGAAACUGAAAAAUCCUUUCAAACUGCCAACAAUUAAACUACCCGACCCCAUUAACUGCAGAACUCCACCAAUAAAGACCAAGGGGAACCUCUGUCUGGAAGUAACUGAUUGUCAGGACAUGUCUGAUUACCUUCACCACAAAGACCCCAGUAUGCGGUCGUAUGCAUACGAUCGGAUUUUCUGUGCUGAGGGAUUUAAGAAUAUGGUUGACGCCUGCAAGGGGGAUUCUGGAGGCAGUAUGAUGGUGAAGGAAGGGGGCGAUGAUGUCCUGUAUGGAGUGCUUAAAGGUAGCCAUGACAUUAUGUGUCAUAGUCCUGUAAAGUUCUUGGACGUCUGUCGCUACAGGAGCUGGAUCCGUAAAAUUACUGGAAUAUAA
Molecule: messenger RNA, 714 nt
Organism: Astyanax mexicanus (Mexican tetra)
Lineage: Eukaryota; Metazoa; Chordata; Actinopteri; Characiformes; Acestrorhamphidae
Product: kallikrein-6-like
Exons: 5
Coding region: 1-714 (237 amino acids)
Biological process (GO): proteolysis
Molecular function (GO): serine-type endopeptidase activity
Source: RefSeq, a predicted model, not a curated record